GUUUCUGUUGUAAGUUUCCAGAAAUGAAAGUGGUGUGCCUCAGCGAAGACACCUCGAGACCCUGUUUGUUGCUGUCUUACCAUGGUGCAAAUAUUUUGCUGGACUGUGCUUUGGACGUCAAAUCCCUUCAGCACUUCUUGCCGAUUCCGUUGAUCCCCGACAAACGACUCGAGUCGCUUCCAUCUUGGACCCCCAGACUUCCAGAUGGAGAAAACCUUUUCACCGAGUUCAAAGAAUGUUGUGGGAGGGUGUUCGUCGACGGAGAGCCGGAAUUCGGCGUGCCAACCAUGAAGGGCGUAGUGCUGCCUUCGCAAAUCAAUGCCAUUUUGAUCUCAAACUUCAUGUGCAUGCUUGCACUGCCUUUUAUUACCGAGGGAACAGGUUUUUCCGGAGCUAUUUACGCCACUGAACCUACCUUGCAAAUCGGAAGGUGCGUGUUUGAACUGACUUUUAUCACCGAGGAAACCGGUUUUAAUGUAGUUGUUGACGCCACUGAACCUACUUCACGAAUCGAAACGUUGUUCAUGGAAGAAAUUCUGGAGUACUUGGAAGGUUGCCCGAAAGAAAAUGUUGGUUCCAUUUGGAAAAAGUUUUUCCACUUGUUGCCUCCCAAAUUCGCUGCGCUUGGAACAGCCCCGAGAUCCUGGCGGACUAUAUUCUCAAAGAAAACUCUUAAUGCCUGUCUCGAGAAAGUCAAACCCGUGGGUUACAACGAAAAACUUGAUGUAUUUGGUGCACUGCAAGUGAGUGCAGUGAGCAGCGGAUACUGCAUC
Molecule: messenger RNA, 773 nt
Organism: Notodromas monacha
Lineage: Eukaryota; Metazoa; Arthropoda; Ostracoda; Podocopida; Cyprididae
Source: the annotation of a GenBank genome assembly